This is a messenger RNA of Prunus avium (sweet cherry), 1240 nucleotides long. The record is from RefSeq and is a predicted model, not a curated record. Lineage: Eukaryota; Viridiplantae; Streptophyta; Magnoliopsida; Rosales; Rosaceae.
GAGAAGCCCACUUAGCAGUUUAAACUUUUGAAUACCAUAUUCUCUUCCCUCUCAAAAACUCUCUAUAUGAAAAGAGAGACCACCAAGUGUUCGCGAAAAUGCCCGAGAGAGACUCCAUAGUCAACACACCACAACAAAGCAUAACUCUCCGAAGGUCUCCAAGAUUUCUUCAACCCAAGAACACUCUAGAACCAGAGAAACCCCCCAAGACUCUCCGGAAGUCUCAGACGCUUGUCCACCGUGAAAAGAGCGCUUCAGAAUCCAAAAACUCGAGAACCGCCAAGUCCAAAAGAAAAAGCAGAUCUGUUGUUCGCUCUUCGAGGGUGCCUGGAAAAUCUGCACAGGAGUGCUUUGAUAGAGUCCAUUAUGAGCAUAUAACCCCACCUCCACCUCGUACCCGAUCAAGGGCAGAGAUCUUAAAAAAUUCAUCCCCACUUGGACAAUUUUCACUCUCUGCAAGUAAACUACUUAAACCCACUGAGCCAAAGGCUAAAAGGUCAAACUGCAAUAAACAGAGGAGUCAUAUUGCCCAGAAAACUGUCAGAAAGUUAUUACAAAAGCAUCAUCAAGUGUACCAGGAUUAUGAGGCAGAUCUAUUUUCAGUACUUGAGCCCAGUCUAGAUUCAUCUACUGAGAGUCAGCCUAGUGUAAUACUUUCUACCCCAAAGAAUUUAAAGGGAAAACAGGGACUUCUGCAAAAGUGCAGUCAAAGAUCUUCAGAUCAUAAUAUGAAGCCCAUGUCGAGAUUUAGUAGCUCAUGUGGGGAACCUCUUGUUAGCCCCCCUGUAUUGAAGCAGGUCAGAAAUAGGGUCUGGCAUGAGAAGUAUAUUGACCAAUUACAUAACAGGGAAGCUAAGAGAAAAGCAGCCUCUACAUGCACUAAAAAAUCCACCGUCCAGGAAGUGGAUAUGGUCAGAACUGCAAAACUUGCCCUGGUUUCUGAAGCAAGAGAUGCUAUCAAUAAGCUCCAACAUCUGCAGGCCAAUGCCAUGGAAAACUCUUCUGAUUUGGAUGAGGAUGGGAUUGUAAAUGACGAUGAGGAAGGCGAAGACGAUACUUAGUGAUGUGAUUUAUCUCCUUUCUUUUUCUCAGCUAUGUAACAUACUAAUAGAGAUGUAGCAUUUCCUAUCACAAUAAUUGAAGAUGCCUUCUGUAACUGCUUACUUUGGAACCUGUAGUGUAUUCUAUCAUUGAUCCCUAAAUUUUGUAAUUUUUUUUAUUUUUUAUUUUGUAAAAGAAA